This is a messenger RNA of Ipomoea triloba (trilobed morning glory), 2313 nucleotides long. RefSeq names its product transmembrane 9 superfamily member 1. The transcript has 12 exons. Gene Ontology annotation, cellular component: membrane. Gene Ontology annotation, biological process: protein localization to membrane. NCBI's taxonomy places the organism in Eukaryota, Viridiplantae, Streptophyta, Magnoliopsida, Solanales, Convolvulaceae. The record is from RefSeq and is a predicted model, not a curated record. The coding region runs from base 186 to 1940 and encodes 584 amino acids.
AGCAGAGAGUAUUUAUGAACUUCGUUUUGCCGGAAGUACGGAUCUCUGUAGUCUUUAUCGUGUCGUGAUCCACCGAGCAAAGGCAAAUCGGGUCUUAAUCCUCAUAUAUACACACCUCAUCUGCUCUUCGCGAUCUACAUCUCUUGCGAACUUAGAUCCACGCCAUCGGAAGUACGGCGACAGUGAUGUUGCACGCCGUCGGAAUACUCUCUUUCCUCGCCGCCGUCCUCGUCGUCUCGCCAGUGUUGGCUUCCGAGUCCGAUCACAAGUAUAAGCCUGAUGACCCCGUUACCCUUUGGGUAAAUAAAGUUGGACCUUACUAUAACCCACAAGAAACCUACAACUAUUACAGCCUUCCAUUUUGUCGUCCAUCUGAAAAUGCUCCUCACAGAUGGGGUGGCCUUGGUGAAGUUUUAGGUGGAAAUGAACUUAUUGAUAGCCAGAUCAACAUAAAGUUUCAAAAAAAUGUGGACAAGGGUCAUAUUUGUGAACUUGAACUAGAUGAGACGAAGGUCAGGAAAUUCAAGGAUGCUAUUGAAAACAGUUAUUGGUUUGAAUUCUUCAUGGAUGAUUUGCCUUUAUGGGGUUUUGUUGGUGACCUGGACAGGAACAGUGAUAACAAACCUGUUAUUUUCACCCAUAAAAGUAUAACAGUUAAAUAUAAUAAAGAUCAGAUCAUUCAUGUCAAUCUCAGUCAAGAGAGCCCAAAACCUUUAGAAGUUGGGAGAUCCUUGGACAUGACGUAUUCUGUGAAAUGGACUGAGACCACUAUCAGUUUUGCUCAUCGGUUUGAUGUGUACUUGGAUUACCCAUUUUUUGAACAUCAGAUCCAUUGGUUCUCCAUUUUCAAUUCCUUCAUGAUGGUUAUUUUCCUCACUGGACUGGUAUCCAUGAUAUUGAUGAGGACUCUAAGAAAUGAUUAUGCCAAAUAUGCCCGAGAGGAUGAUGAUCUUGAAUCUCUGGAAAGAGAUGUAAGUGAAGAGUCUGGUUGGAAACUUGUUCAUGGUGAUGUCUUUCGGACACCCUGCAAUCUUGUAUUACUUUCUGCUCUUGUCGGUACCGGUGCACAACUUGCGCUGCUUGUUCUCCUUGUCAUCUUGUUUGCCAUUGUGGGAAUGUUGUAUGUUGGGAGAGGAGCAAUUGUCACAACUUUCAUAGUGUGUUAUGCUUUUACCUCAUUCAUUUCAGGGUAUGUUAGCGGUGGAAUGUACUCACGCAAUGGUGGCAAACACUGGAUCAAGUCUAUGAUUCUCACAGCAUCACUCUUUCCAUUUUUGUGCUUUGGGAUUGGUUUUGCCCUCAACACUGUUGCCAUAUUCUAUGGGUCUUUAGCAGCCAUUCCUUUUGGCACAAUGGUGGUGGUUUUUGUCAUCUGGGGAUUCAUCUCUUUCCCUCUAGCACUACUUGGUACUGUCAUUGGAAGAAACUGGAGUGGUGCUCCAAAUAAUCCAUGCCGUGUCAAGACUAUACCCCGCCCUAUCCCUGUGAAGAAGUGGUACCUGACUCCUUCGGUAGUCUCCAUGAUGGGCGGCUUGCUUCCAUUUGGCAGCAUAUUUAUUGAGAUGUACUUUGUCUUCACAUCCUUUUGGAAUUACAAGGUGUACUAUGUCUAUGGAUUUAUGCUUCUGGUUUUCCUGAUUCUCAUCAUUGUUACUGUUUGUGUGACGAUCGUGGGAACAUAUUUCUUGCUAAAUGCUGAGAAUUAUCAUUGGCAGUGGACUUCAUUCUUCUCAGCUGCUUCUACAGCUGUCUAUGUAUACUUGUACUCUAUAUAUUACUACUAUGUGAAGACUAAGAUGUCAGGGUUCUUCCAAGUCAGCUUCUACUUUGGAUACACACUGAUGUUUUGUCUGGGCUUGGGAAUCCUUUGCGGGGCUGUUGGUUUUCUUGGCUCAAAUCUGUUCGUGAGGAGGAUCUACCGAAACAUCAAAUGUGACUAAUUUGUAACGAGGUCUGAUUCAGUGCUCCUAUUCUGGCGACUAGUCAGAAAAAUUCAAGAAUCUAUUCAAGUAUUGGGCACUGGUAAUGUUUCAGCUGGAUGUUCAGAUUUUGUCAGUGGUAUGUACCUCUUUUGAUUGUGGGGAAGCCCCGAGAAUUUUCCCUCUUCCCCAGGAUGUAAAAACAUAAUUUUCGUAGUUUAGAAUGCAGAGAGAUUACUGUUAUUAUUUGAGGCUAGCACAAUACCAGCUUUACUUGGCAUGUAGUAUAUCAAUAGCCUGGCCUGCUCUACACAAUGUUGUACUCUAACAGAAUUGCUACUUCCUUUUUGUUUUCUAUACCGAUUUCCAUGCAAUUAGAAAGUUUUUUGGAUCA